This is a messenger RNA of Aegilops tauschii subsp. strangulata, 902 nucleotides long. NCBI's taxonomy places the organism in Eukaryota, Viridiplantae, Streptophyta, Magnoliopsida, Poales, Poaceae. The record is from RefSeq and is a predicted model, not a curated record.
UUUUUUUAGACAAAAUAGUAGUUUGCUGUGGACAUUAGACGUGCGGAUCUAACUUACGCGGGCCAAGAAACCUACAGUACGCUUUCGGCCGCGGCCCGCAAGCCCACCUAGUGCCUAAAGCUGAGCGGCGACGGCGUGUCAGCCAUCUUGAAAUAACCGCCACAACCAACAGCUUCCUUUCGCUUCUCAUCUUCUCCUCCUCGCCGGAGCCCCAAGAAACCUCUCUCCACCGCGCAGCGCCCACCGUCUCUGCUCUCCAGCGGCGCCCGCGGCAGAUGGAGCAUCUCCAGGACGGCCACUACGUGCGGCUGCGGAGCCGCGUGCACGGCACGUACCUGCACGCCGACGAGGACGGGCAUGGCGUCUCCCUCCACCACCGCCGGGAUUCCAUGAACGCGGCUUGGGCGGUGCACUUGUACCACCAGGGCAAUGCCGACGCCCUGGCCCAGCACAUGCUUCUCUACAGCGCCGCCUACGGCCGCUACCUCGUCGCCACGAACGCGCCGGCGCCGCUGGGCCACCGCGGGCGCCGCGUCGAGCAGCGCAACUACGAUGAUCAAGAGGAGGAGGCCAUCAGGUGGGAGCCCGUCGCCGUCGGGGCCGACUCCGGGAACGACGUCCUGCUCCGCAACGUCGCCGGCCGCCACCUCCGCAACGGCGCCUGGCGCUACCUCCGCGCCAACGGCAGGUACAUCCACACCGGCGCCAGCGUCGACGCCUUCGACAACUUCAGCACGAAGAUGCACUGGGUGGUGGAGCCCAUCCCCGUCAGGGCCGCCAUGCCUCUCCUUCGACCUCCGACUAGGGUCAGGGUGAGUCCGCCAUGCCCGCUUCUUGAUUCUUGUCGAAUUUGCGCGACUUGGGUUCUUGAAUGCAUCGGAAUUUACUGCAAAUCAUGUUAA